UUGAACUUUCCUGGUACUUUGAACUUGACUCUUAAUUAUACCAAAGAUAAAAGACUGAUGUUUCUAGAAAGUUAGAGAGGUUAGAAAACAGGCGUUUACUUGACAGUUGACAGCACAACACCAAACAGAACUGAAGUGAACAAAAGUGCAAGAACAAAAGUGAAAUAAAUAAAACUCGCAAUGAAAUUCUAACGUUUUCUCUUUGUUGUUUCGAUCUCCGUCGAAUAUUGAAUAUGAUGGAACUAUUUCGUACCGAUGACUUCUAUAUAUUCGUCAAAGAUGAGCACUCACUCUGGUGGGACAGGCAAACUGGUGCAUUCAUACCAAAAACAGGCUGGGAUUUAGCUGAUGCUGAAGACCCAACCUGUUUGGGUAUUUGCUAUGGCCUGAUUGGAAAAGUAGACCACCCAUCAGUGUUUGACCCCAGAUUACUCAUCAUCAGAGAAUUUACUACUGUGGGGAAAAUCCACAGUAAUCAUGAAGUGUACAAAAUUAAAUCAAUCGCGUUUCUACAUCUUGGGCCUGAAAAUACCGAGUUAAAUCUGCAUGAAUGUCACAAGCAUCGGGUGAAAUCCGCGCCGAAAAAGAACACGUCGAAUCCAUUCAUUGAUCUGCAGAAGAACGUUGCGUUUACAAAAACAUUAGGAACGUUGAAAAGCGCUGGGAAUGUUAUUAAAAGCACUACGCAGCAGGCGGCGGCGAUGGCUGUAGGUUCUCCUUUGAAACGCGAUGCCAAAGAAAAGGAGAAGUUUGAGAGGCAGAUAUUGGAGGAGUUCUUGAAGAUCUUCAAUGACACGAAUUCGUUUUAUUUCUCACAUACGUGCGAUGUUACCAGCUCAUUGCAGAGGCUAUGCAAUAAUGAAAAGAGUAAAGAAUUUGAAGGGAUGCCGCUGUGGAAGACGAUUGACGAUCGAUUUUUUUGGAAUAAACAUAUGUUGAAGCAAUUAAUUGACACUGAGAGUCCUUUGGUGGAUCCAUGGAUUAUGCCAAUUAUUCAGGGAUAUAUUCAAAUAGAAGAGUGCAAAGUUGAGUUGGAUCAGGAUAUUAAAGGUGUGAAAACUAGUCCGAAGAUUGAAAUCUUUAAGAUUUCGAUUGUUUCAAGAAGAAGUCGCUUUAGAGCCGGGACAAGAUACAAAAGAAGAGGAGUAGAUGAACAAGGAGAGUGCGCAAAUUACGUCGAAACCGAACAAUUAAUCGCUUAUCAGCACCAUGAAGUCUCAUUCGUACAAGUGCGUGGUUCUGUACCAGUAUACUGGUCCCAACCUGGUUAUAAAUAUCGCCCGCCACCGCGUAUUGACAAAGGCGAAGUGGAAACAAAGGACGCCUUCGAGUGCCAUUUCAAAAAAGAAAUCGCCCGCUACGGUCCUGUUUGCGUCGUGAAUCUGGUUGAUCAAUCCGGCAAGGAAAAAGUAAUCUGGGAUGCGUACUCGCACCACAUCUUCGAAUUCAACAGUCCGUUUGUCACCUACGUUACAUUUGAUUUUCACGAAUAUUGCCGCGGCAUGCACUUUGAGAAUGUGUCGAUUCUUAUUAAUAGCAUUGCUGAUAUUAUCAAAGAUAUGAAUUAUUGCUGGCGUGAUCGACAAGGACACAUAUGCUCCCAGAGCGGAGUGUUUCGCGUGAAUUGUAUUGAUUGUCUCGAUCGUACUAAUGUUGUACAAACGGCGAUGGCGAAAGCCGUCAUGGAGAUACAAUUCUGUAAACUUGGGCUAAUUUCUCCGGAGGGAGUGAUUCCCGAUUCGAUUAAGAGCAAGUUUCAAUUACUCUGGGCUAAUAAUGGAGAUACUAUCAGUCGGCAGUAUGCAGGCACAAACGCACUUAAAGGUGAUUAUACAAGAACAGGCGAAAGAAAAUUCACUGGCAUUAUGAAGGAUGGCAUGAAUUCGGCAAACAGAUAUUAUCGAAAUCACUUUUCGGAUAAUUUGGUCCAAUGUUGUCUAGACUUAAUGCACGGUAUUCCGGUGACGGUGGGCGACUUGCAGGAUGUGUGGGCGCACCUGAACACAUUCGGUAACAUCGCCAGUGAAUUGGUGGUGCUGCCGCCUCCGCCCGCUAUUAGCACACACAGUAACCUAGCGCAAGAAUUCGAACUCGCGAACGCGCUGUUUUACAUGUAUAGAUAUUACUUAAGUCGCUUUAAAGACGCCACGCGCCAAGGCACCAUCGAUCUGAUGUUAGGUAACUACGUCGGUGAGGAUAUGUUUGACAGUCGCACAAACUUCGAAGAGGAUAGUCUAGCUACAGCUGAACAUGUGAAACUUGUCAUUGAGGAUUCAAAGAAGAUGUUGAUUAAUAAUCCUGAAUUGGUUGUGGGUUCCUGGGGAUUGAUAAACGCGGAUCCUUUCAUGGGUGAUCCGAAUGAAACGGAAAUGGACGCCAUUUUGAUUCUUACCAAAGAUUCGUAUUAUGUGGCCGAUUAUGAUGAUCAAGUGGAUAAAGUCACCAAGUAUCAGCGCGUUAUGUUGGAGGAUGUUGUUAUGUUUGAAAGUGGCGUACCAGAAGCAAGUUCCGGUUUGUUUAAGACAAACAAGAGUUUCUACUGCAUACGUAUUAAUUAUAAAGUUGAUGGAGUUGACGGGUAUUACCACAUGUUGCGUUCGACGAAUCUGCGAUUCUUCAACAAUAUGGCGGUGGUUAUUAAAAACCACGAGGAAGAAAUUGAGUCUUUGAAGUCUAUUUGUGAGAGUUUCAUUGUUGCGAUGGAAAUAAAUAAUCUACGCUCUGUACCGUUCAUGCAAGGCCGUAAAUUGGACAGAAAAAAGUCGAAAGUUGUCGCUGAAGGAUUAACCGGAAGUAAUAUUUAUUUGGACGUCGUGGGAUUACCACAUCUCACCCGCAACGUGUCCGAAAGUCAAUUAUUAGCCUUAAAAAACGCAGGUUCUAAGGCUUUGUCCAAUAUGUCGCAGCAGUUUUCCAAGUUGAAUCGUCUCGGAUCCAGUCUGAAACCCAAGAAACCGCCGAAGUUCACCAUCGGUAAGAAGAACGAAAGCUCCAGCGACUCUGAAGAAGAAUACGAAACAUCUAUUUUCCAACCGAAUGCAAUCGAUGGUUCACCUUUACUACAAUUUGACUCGGCCGCCUCGGAUAAACAAUUUGUGAUUGAUCAAGCCAUCGAAGCGCUGGAAGACAACAAACCAGACUCGUUCCUACCCAGCGUUGGGAUUGUAAUGGGUGCUAAACCAGAGGACUCGCCACCGGAAGAUAUACUCGAAUGUAAAAACAAUCUGGUGAGUCCCGUUAACUUAUCACAUUUGUGCAACGAACAAAUCACCAGUAUCGUUCAGAACGUCUCGCUUCAAAACCCCGAGAUCCAAAUCAAUUCGAGUAGUUUUGAAGCGUCGGAUGUGAUGCGUGCACAACCACCCAAUACACUGAAAUUGGAUAAAAAGCACAGUCACUCAAGCGGCGAAGUCCGCCACGAUAUACCCGUGAAGGAAACAAUCGAAGUGUUUCAUUCCGAUGUGAAUAUUUCGCAGAGUCAGAGUGAGUCAGCGCUGAAGAAUAAAUUGGUGAACUUAACAAGUCCGGUUGCUUCGGCUACGAAAGGCCUGGUUAUUUCACCAUUGAGUAAAAUCGCGAAAGGAGUGCAGAGUUUCGGCGCGAAUUUGGAUCCGAGAAAAAUGAACACCGGAGUUGUGAGGCAUAUCAGCGAGCGCGAGUAUGAAGAACACCGUAAAUUGCAGGAGAAGUGGAGGAACAGCAAGACAAAGCUGAUUGCACUAUAAAGCUUUUAGAUUCUUAUGUGUUUUAAGUCCCUGUUUGAGUGCGACGUGUAAGUAAAAAGCAAGUAGAGGAAGCUUUAAGCUGCAGUAUUAUUGAAUUCGGGUGAUUAGGUGAUACAAUGCGCAAUAUUCCAAAGUUAUUUAUGUUUAAAGAAAGAGAAAUAAUGUUUUAUCGAUUUUACUCUAAUUUAUAAAAUCUAUUUGGUGUAAGUCAUGUGAUUUAAUUUAAACAUUCCAAAUGAUGACUAUAAUGAUAAUAACUUGUGUUUCUAAAGAAUAAUUGCUGGAUAGUUGGGCCAAUUUCCAUCCUUCAAGUCUGAAUCUGAGAUUAUACAAACAACUUACUAAAAACUUACAAUUUUUCGGUUUUGAUGAGAUAUUUCAGCAUGAACAACUUAAAAUAAGCUUGGAAAUAUUUACGCAAGCUUGUAGCGAAUGAUACAAUGGAAUUUGAUGCACCAAUAUUGCAAUUAUAUACAUUAUUCUGUAAAUGUGUACACCAUCUUGCCCUGUUGAACAGUUAGAAGUUUAGGUUAUGUUACGCUUUUUAUAAAAAUAGCUAUUGUUAGCAUGCAAUGCGUUCAACUUAACUUGAAAAGACAUUACAGAUUCAUACAGUAGCAUUUCAAAGUCAAUUAAUUAACUUAUAAUGUGUAUCUAGUUAACUAUUAAACUAAAAAUACGAAUGAGCAUAGAUUGGUUGCAGUUCAAAGUAAUUAGUCCGACGUAUUGUACAAAUUUUGCAUAUUUUUCAAUGUGAACAGUUUGGUUUGGUUUUGACGUAUACAUUUAUAUAUAGAGGACGCAUAUAGGACUGAAGUAUGAGUGUGAUGAAUAGCGUAACAUUUGUAGAGCGUUUUAAACCGAACUGAAAAUUUGUGAAACUAUGCACCAGACCUAGCGAUGGCUUUAUUUGCUACAUAUAUCUAUGUAAGGACAUUGUUAACGUAUACAUCCAUUAUAUUAGAAGUUAGAGCAUCAGUAACACGUAUUAAUGGCAAAUAAAAACAAAAAAACAUCGAAAUGCUAGCAAUUUAA
This is a messenger RNA of Dalotia coriaria, 4760 nucleotides long. It is a transcript of the gene sp3, whose product is annotated as phosphatidylinositide phosphatase spermathreecae. Gene Ontology annotation, molecular function: phosphatidylinositol-4-phosphate phosphatase activity. The transcript is spliced from 8 exons. Bases 234 to 3725 code for a protein of 1163 amino acids. Lineage: Eukaryota; Metazoa; Arthropoda; Insecta; Coleoptera; Staphylinidae. Gene Ontology annotation, biological process: regulation of endocytic recycling; phosphatidylinositol dephosphorylation. Gene Ontology annotation, cellular component: clathrin-coated endocytic vesicle; early endosome. The record is from RefSeq and is a predicted model, not a curated record.